Messenger RNA from Cornus florida, 372 nucleotides. RefSeq lists its product as uncharacterized. Lineage: Eukaryota; Viridiplantae; Streptophyta; Magnoliopsida; Cornales; Cornaceae. The record is from RefSeq and is a predicted model, not a curated record. The coding region runs from base 1 to 372 and encodes 123 amino acids. The transcript has 3 exons.
AUGGCAAAAGUUGAGGAACCAAUCCUAUCUAGACUCGACCGACUUGACAACAUUUUGAGGCAAUUGGAGGAAAUUAGAGGGCAUAAUAGGUCAGCAAGGAGCUCUUGUGCAUCCACACCGUCGAGUGGGACCCUCACAAGUGAUGGUCAGGCCUCGUCCGUUGAUUUCUCUCCGAAGAGCCUAGAGAAGCACUGCCGUCCGAUUGACGACGUGGUCAUGGAGACUGAGCACAAAGGAACGCUUAUUGAGAGGGUGGUUCGAGUAGAACAGCGUGUGCUAAAGAUAGAAGAAGAAUUAGAGACGGAGAAGAAGAGAGGAGAGAAGUUUCGACACCAUCUUUGUCAGAGAAAAAAGCACACAAGAAGAGUUUGA